CCCACCGCCACCCCCGCGCCGGGCGACGAGGAGAAGAAAGAGGAGGGGGCCUUGGCCCAGAGAAGGGGCGUCGGGGGCGAGGAGGAGGAGGAGGAGGCGCCCGCCGGGCCCACGGGGGCCCCCCCUCCCGAAGGCCGGAGCCCCCCCGGACCCGAAGCCCCCUUGGCCACCGCCGCCGCCGCCUUGCCUGAGGAGACCUCGGCCACCCCCACCAUCGGGCCCUCCUCCGCCUCACCUGCCCCGCAGGAGGAAGAGGAGGAAUUGGAGGAAGAGGAAGAGGAUCGGGACCCGGAGCUGGUCGCCCACAGCGGGACAGGCGUCUUCUGCAACUGCAGCUCCGUCGGGAGCCUCAGCGCCAGUGACUGCCACGCCACCACCGGCCAGUGCGAAUGCCGGCCGGGGUACACGGGGCAGCUGUGUGACGCGUGCGAAGACGGCUACCAUCGGGACCGGAGCGGCGGGCGCUGCGUGCCGUGCGAGUGCCACCCCGAGGGCUCAGUGUCCUUCUCCUGCAACAGCUCGGGAGAAUGCCAGUGUAAAGUCGGAGCCACCGGUAAAAAAUGCGAGCAGUGUGAAGAUGGGUACUCCAAGUUCAACGGGACGGCUUGUGAACUGUGUCGGUGCAAUAACCAUACUGCAAAAUGUGACCCUUGGACAGGUACUUGCCAGGAUUGUCAGGGGAAUACGGAGGGUGCCCACUGUGAGCAGUGCAAAGCACAGUUCUACCAAAAGAACUCGCAACACCACGAGUGUCUCCUUUGCCCGUGCUCGACCGUGACUUCCACCGGCAGCUGCCAAAUAAGGCCUGGUCACCCCACCCCGACCUGCGACAAGUGCCGGCCUGGCUACACGGGGCCCCUCUGUAACCAAUGCGAGAGCGGUUACUACAGCUCCGACAGCAUCUGCGUCGAAUGCCAGUGCAACGGGAACGUCGACCUGGCUCGCUCCCCGAGGAUCUGCAAGUCGGAUACGGGAGAAUGCCUCGGCUGCCUUUACCACACAGCCGGGUUUCGCUGCGAGCUUUGUCAAGAGGGCUACGCCAGAAGCUCGGAAGGAGGGAACUGCACCAAGAAAGAGUCCAGCGUCAGCCCAGCUGCCAGAGGGCUUGUCCCUUCUCCUCCUGAUGUGAGCCCACCCGUAUUGUCCACUGCACGGGCUCCCAACAGCACCUCCAUCCCGACCGCGGCGCCGACCGUUUUCCCCAUCAGCUCCUCGGACAACAGCACGUCGACUCUAGCCGACGUCUCGUGGACUCAGUUCAACAUCAUCAUCCUGACCGUCAUCAUCAUCCUGGUGGUCCUCUUGAUGGGCUUCGUGGGGGCCGUCUACAUGUACCGUGAGUAUCAGAACCGGAAGCUGAACGCUCCGUUUUGGACCAUUGAGCUCAAGGAGGACAACAUCAGCUUCAGCAGCUACCACGACAGCAUCCCCAACGCCGAUGUCUCGGGCUUGCUGGAGGAUGAUGGGAACGAGGUGGCUCCCAAUGGCCAGCUGACCUUGGCAACUCCCAUGCAUAAUUACAAAGUUUGACGAAAACUGGCGGGAGAGACUGCAAAAUUUACAGUGGAAGCCGAUGCAGGUCCCUGCGGGAGAAGAACCAGUUGGAGAAACAUCAGUGGAAGGAACUUAACCCUUUUCCCGACUGAGCUGCCAGCAGGCUACACUUGGUGUCGUUCCCCCCCCCCCCCAAAAAAAAGCACUGAUGGCUGGUGUGAAGAACGAGUUCCAGGAGAAAGUUACAGACUUAUAUUGGCUUCAGUGUUUCCCAUCUGAACCCGUUGGGUGCCAUGAUGGAUCUUGAAACGUAUUUUAAAAAUAAAUAAAUGAAAGAAAGGCAUUGCUUUGAAAUACAGUAUAUUUUUGUAUGAAACGACAGCAACGUACUGAGGAGCCAUCUCGGACCGCAGGAGAGACUUUGUGGAUGCUGGAACCAAAGGGAAGUGUCCCUUAUUUGAAAAGUAGCGGUUACUAUUAUAGGAAGAAGAUUUUUGGUUUUUUUUCCCCCCCUGGAAAAGAGGUGGGAGAAAAAUGCAAAUGUUUCAUGCUUUGAAAGAAUUUUGCUAUUUAAAGGAAAAUCUGAUGAAUAUAUAUAUAUAUGUAUAUUUAAGUUUUAUGGAGCAAUUCAAAUGUGCUAAUGCACAGCCUAACAACGAAGAUCUUGUUUCUCUUUUUGAUUUUGUGAGUUUGGAAAAAAGAACUGGUGUGUGUUUGUGUGUGUGUGUGUGGAGAAACACCCUCUCUUCUUUGUUCAGAGGCUUUCCUUACAAAGUGACCAAUGCUAUUUAAAAAUAAUAAUAACGCCGGAAUCGGUUUAUUUUCUUAGCUUUAUUGAACUUGGGUUCUCCCAAAGGAGGUGAUGGAUGCAUUUUGGCCACGCGUUUUCACAGAUUUUCUACACCGAAGAGGAAAAUGGCGUGUAACACAGAAUGUAAAGAAGGAUCUUUGGCGGUGCGCUUGUAACUCUUUGUACAAAAAGAUCACGGUUGCGUUUUAUCCGUUAGGUUUUAUCUGUACAGUGGUUCACGACAUUGUAAAACCAACCAACCCCCCCACCCCACAACCCAACAAAGGAAGCAAGUAUUGUAUUAAAAGUGCUGUAAAUUUUGAUGGCAAUCGGUGCUGGAGCUGGGCCUCCAGGAAAAAAAAAUCUUUGCUAGUUUUACCCCCUCUUCUGAUAAGACGAAUUCCUGUAUCUUAACUUGGGCAUUACUCUAGCUUGCUUUGUUUGAAUCUCUAUAGCUUUGCUCUCCUCUCCUUCCUGAGCCCCAAACAAACUCCAUCUUUGUGGCUCUUGUACCUGUUUGGCAAUCGGAUAUUAAUGGCAGAGGGAGUUGGCAGUUACUGUUAUGGAAAAUGUAUUCUCCGAAUGUGAAACGAACAUGUAGGGAGGUUAGGAGGAGCUGACGAUGAUCGUAGCUUUUUCGUUUUUCUUAGCUUCUUUGGUUGUUACCAUUUGCUUACUCCAGAGACCUCACCUCUAACCUCCCCGAACUCAUCUUGGGAAUCUGAAUCAUCUCAACUCUGGGUCAUGAAAGGAAUCUACAGUACCAGCAAGGUAGAGGUUCUCCAUUGUUCACUUUUUCGCACGUGUGUGUGUGUGUGCUUCUACACGAGAGGAAUCUCCUGAAGCUGUCAUGGUUUGCUCACUUCCCUCCUCCUUUGCACCCACGUGACUCCCCCCAGCCUGUUGCUCUUCAGCCUUCUCGGCUUCUUUGGGGGUGCUUACAAAAUUCAGCGUUCGGGAAAUGGCGUGGAAGGGCCAGCGCAGUCUCCAGCGGGGGAAAGGUGGUGCCGAAAGUCAUGCCGGGCCAGCCGCGGUGCUCAGUGUACAUUAAGUCCUGCCGUCGGCCGGUCUCCGUUUCAAAAGUGCUCUGCCAAUGGGAUUGGGUCAAAUUUUGGACCAGAGGAAGCUGCCUUUCUGCUUGCCGCCCACUGGGCGUGGGUGUGUAUGGAGACAAAGAGGGAUUGGAAAGAAGGUACCAGAAAAAGAGAGAGUGGAAAUUGAGUAUGGGGGGGGGCCUCUAACCUUUUUUUUGGCUUUGAACCUUGCCCACCAAAAGGUUUCCAGAUAUGUAUGCCUUUUUU
Pogona vitticeps (central bearded dragon) is the source of this 3585-nucleotide messenger RNA. NCBI's taxonomy places the organism in Eukaryota, Metazoa, Chordata, Lepidosauria, Squamata, Agamidae. The record is from RefSeq and is a predicted model, not a curated record.